CGGGCGCGGUCACAAGUCUCGGGCAUGCGCUCGGCGGCUGCCAUGGAGUUCAGGGAUCGCUGCAGUCGCCGCCAGCGGCAUUGACAUCGGCAGGAGCGGGGCGUCGCAGAGCAGCCCUCGCCGCCCUCUCUCCUGGACCGGCCCCGACUGGGUACCAGGUGCAGGAUUCGGAUCACAGGAGAUCGGGGCGGUGGCGAUCCUGGUGAAUGAGUGGCGCCCGGCGCAGACCACAGGGGCACCCACAUAAUAUAUCACAUGCAGCAUAUUAAAAAAUUAUUAAUUAAAGAGUGAGACUACGAAACAUUCCGGUGAGGGAGGCGAAAAGGGCAGAGCGGGAAAAUGGUGCCACGAUCAUCUGACGAAUGUGACUACCUGAAAACAUGUGAAAAGUUGCUGGGAGGUGAAGUGAGGGAGUAUCGCAUUUUAUGUCAUUCUUCCAACAAACUGAAUUCCGAGUUGAAAAAGAUAUAAAGCUGUUGUAGAGGUUUCCCAGCCUGGCUUCAACCACGGAGUCUCCUGAUUGGAUGUGCCAUUCCCGUGACAAUGCAUUCUCUGGACGAGCCCCUGGAUCUGAAGCUGAACAUUUCCAAGCUCCGGAUGAUGAGGGGGAAGAAGCAGAGACGCCAUGAGGCUACGGAAGAGAGCAAUGCCCGGAGGGAGCUGAAGAUGACAGACGAUGGCACUGCUAUUAUGGCACCGGUAUCUCCCCAGGUCCCACAGACUGGUCCUUUUAUUGUCUCCCAGGCUCAGGAGAAGCAGGACUCCCGUUACUCUCCAUCCCAGAGCUCUGUAUCCAUUGUCGACCUGAGCCUGUCCCCUGGAUCUGCCCUCGACUCGCCCCCCAGCUCUGCCCUGCUGCCUGACGAGUUGCAGAAUGGUGGUGAAGAUUCUCCAGGUGUUGGGACCCCAGCCCGUUUCCUGGAGGGGACUCAGAGCUCCCAGACGUUUCAGUUCUUCCUGCCUCUGGGUUCGAGCAGCCCCGUGCACCUGCCAUCCUCUUUAUUAGUGACGCCCCCUAAGGAGGUGCAGGCCUUGCUGGAGCUCCCGGAAGAACAGCUGGCAUGCCGGUGGCGCAAGUGUAACCAGCUGUUUGAAUCACUUCAGGAUCUGGUCAAUCACGUCAACGAUUUCCAUGUCAAACCGGAGAAGGAAACUGGAUACUGCUGCCACUGGGAGGGCUGUGCCCGGAAAGGCAAGGGAUUCAAUGCCAGGUACAAGAUGUUGAUUCACAUCCGAACUCACACCAACGAGAAGCCUCAUCGCUGCCCAACCUGUAAUAAGAGCUUCUCCCGGCUAGAGAACCUGAAAAUCCACAACCGCUCACACACAGGGGAGAAACCAUAUAUCUGUCCGUACGAGGGCUGUAAUAAGCGGUACUCCAACUCCAGCGAUCGCUUCAAACACACGCGGACACAUUACGUGGACAAACCGUACUACUGCAAGAUGCCAGGUUGCCACAAGAGAUACACAGACCCCAGCUCUCUGCGCAAGCACAUCAAAGCCCACGGGCACUUUGUGUCUCCAGAACAGCAGGGGCUGCUGAAACUCCGACAGCCGGGGAAGACCCCCGUGGCAUCAGCUCACCUCAACGGGACACAGGUUCUCAUUCCCAAUCCAGCGGCCCUCUUCGGCAAUCAUCCCCUGCAGGGACUGGGGGCGUCUCUGCCGAUACCGAUUCACCCAGCCCCGCUGGACCUCAGCCCCCUGACCUGCAGCACUGUCACCUCGUCCCCAAUUCCCGCUGUCCCCAGCUCCAUCAUCUCCCUCAAUGGCACCCCGAUAAACCUGGCCAAAUCAACCUUGAUGUCCUCUCCGGUGCCGGCCAGCUCUCUGGGUCUUCCACUGAUGUCCUUGAUGAGCGGGUCUCAGAGCCACCUCCAGAGGCUGCCUACUUCAAAACCCAAAGCAGUUGGGUGCAAGAAACCGGACGAGAAGAUCAAAGGUCCCCUGUCGUUGGAGAGGGCUGAGGUGCGGUUGAGGUCCCCGGCGGAAGGUUUUUCUGUGCUCCCUGGCGCAGUGAUAGACUUAUCGAGCGGAAUGGGCUCCCUGCCAGGGGCUGACUCUCUUCCUCCAGCCUGGGUGGUGUUUCCCCCAGGUUCAGUCCUGCUCAAGCCCGCUGUGGUAAACUGAAUCUGAUCCAGCCAACCCAGCUGUGUCGGUCACUGACAGAGGCAACGAGCCCCAGUAACCAUCCUUCCUGAAAAUUCAUCAUCAAUUCCUCUCCCUGGUGGGUUGAAUGUUUGUCAGUGGUAACUUGACUUCAGACUGAAAGGAAAUGACUGAUCAGAUCCAGGUUUAGGUGCUAGGAGAGAACUUAUCUCAUUGUCUGGGGCAUCCCGAUCAGAUGAAUAUUUGUUGCCCACACCUGGGAAAGAACUGGGUGUAAGUCCAUCAGCAGAGGUUGGCUCCACCCCAGGGGUACAGAGGGAGCAUCCACCUCUUCUCACUCUCAUCACAGACCUCCUGCUUCUCUUCAAUCACUUACCAUCUCUUUGUUUUGCACCAGAUCAUGAUAAGAAGUUGACCAAAUUAUCCAUUGAUACUAGAAACCAGUCAGCAGAUGAAGCUUCCAACCAUCAUCAUCAUCAUAUGGCUCUGGGGAUUUGAACCCGUUGCAUUAGGUAUGGGAAAUGGUGGAGCCUGUAUCAGGAAGCAUCAGUGGGCAGUCAUGGAUCAGUUGGGAGACGGGUGACCUGGAGGAGUAUGAAGUUUAGUUGGGAAUUGGGGUCAGUGAGGGUAGGAACGGGAACUCUAGGGGCAGGAAUGUUGUUCAUUGGUGUGGAUCAGUGGGGGAGACAGCUCUGAGCCAUUGAACAAGUUUGGAAAGAAGCACUUUUUUUGUUGAACUAAACACAUGGGGCGCAAGGUGGGGAGGGGGUUGAAUUUCAACCCUUACUUCCAUCUUGCCAACUGUACUGAUUCAGAACAUUGAUAGCCUUUGUCCGCAAUUUGAAAGAACUUUGAAUCUCUGAUUAUUAUUCCUUCCCUCACACCCACAAAUUGUAUCAGAAGAUUGAAAGGGAACUUUAAAAAUUGCACACGGAUCUAUAUCUGGAAGCCACGGGUAGGCAUGUAUGCUUUCAGUGGCACACAGGAGUGGAACCAGUGUAGUCGUCUGCUGCUGUAACCCAUCCACUUGAACGUUCAAAUACGUGUUCAGAGAUGCUCUUCUGCACACCACUGUUGUAACGUGUGGUUAUUUGAGAUACUGUUGCCUUCCUGUCAGCUUGAACCAGUCUGGCCAUUCUCCUCUGACCUCUCAUUAACAAGGUGUUUUCACCCACAGAAUUGCUGCUCACUGAACAUGUUUUGUUUUUCAAACCAUUUUCUGUAAUCUCUAAGAGGCUGUUGUGUGUGAAAAUCCCGGGAGAUUAGCAGUUUGGCACCGAUCAUUCCAUGGUGAAAGUCAUUUUGAUCCUAUUUCUUCCCCAUUCUGAUGUUUGAACGGAACCUCUUAAUUAUGUCUGCAUGACUUGCUGCCACAUGAUUGGCUGAUUAGAUAGUUGCAUGAACAAACAGGUGGACCUAAUCAAGUGGCCAGUGAAUGUAAACCUUUUAUACAAAUCUACACGCAGGAGAAGUUCUGAUAAAAGUCAGUGUCCUGCUACCGUGUGAGAUAACGGUGAUCCUAAUCUUUAACCUUGAAGUGGACUGGCUACAGAAGCAGAAGAUUCUACUGCUGUACUGUACCUAAGGAAGUAACAUGACAGGUUUUACAGAAACCAAGUAUGACAUCUACAGGAAACAUAGGUUAAAUGCCAACUAUUGGUGAAUAUUUUAUACAUAGAUAGAACCUUGCAUUUGUUAUUUAAGGUGAGGGUCACUGCCUACAGCCCCCUCAGUUUAAAGAUAAUUUAUUCCCUGCAAUGGUUGGUUAGAAAAUGACCAAACUUCCUGUAUGAACAACCCUGAGCUAAUCCCACUGCCCCCUCCUGCUCUGUAUGAGUAGCCCAAACUGGUCCCAUUCUCUCCCCAUGGCCCUACAAGGUCCUGUCACAAACAUUUGCUGAUCUCUGUCCCCUUUCACUGCUUGCUCUGAACAUUGCGACACUCAGUUUUUAAUUAUUUUAUUUAGCAAUAGUGAGGAACAGGCCCUUCUGGCCACCCACCUAUUUAACCCCGAUGAGCCAUGCGACCCAGCAACCCUCCGAAUUAACCCCAGCAUGACAACUUACAAUGACUGAUUAACCACUAAGUCAUUGGAAUGUGGGAGGAACCUGGAGUAGCUGGAGGUUGCCAUGUGGAGAAUGUGAAAACUCCUUACAGACAGCAGUGGAAUUAAACCUGGGUCAUUGGCACUGUAAAGGGCUGCACUAACUGCUACACUACUCCUUUCUCUAAAACUCAGAUCCUCAAGUCCUGGCAACAUCCUUGUAAAUUUUCUAUGUACUCUUAAAAUCUGAAAAGAUUGUCCAUUAGCCUCUUGGUAUUUUUACACAUCUACUUAUCAUCACUGAUGCUCAGAAAGUUAUGUCUCAGGGAGUAACUUUAAAAGUUAACCCUGUCUUCCACCAUCUUACUCAAUGUUGACCAUCAUUCAGGAAUAGAGUCAAAAGUACAGCACAGAAACAGGCCCUUCAACCCAUCUAGUCUAUGCCAAACUAUUUAAACUGCCUAGUCCCAUCGACCUGCACCGAGACCAGAGCUCCCUAUACCCCUAUUAUCCAUGUACCUAUCAAAACUUAUCUUGAACAUUGAAAUCGAGCUUGCAUGCACACUUGAGCUACCUGCUUGUUCCACUCUCACAACCCUCUGAAGUUUCCCCUCAUGUUCCCCUUAACCUUUUCACCUUUCACCCUUAGCCCAUGAUUUCUGGUUGUAGUCCAAGCCAGCCUCAGAGGAAAACGCCUGUUUGCAUUUACACUAUCGACACCCCUCAUCAUUUUGUAUGCCUCUAUCAAAUCUCCCCUCAACCUUCUAUGCUCCAAGAAAUGAAGUCCUAACCUAGUCAAAUAGGAGGUCCAAAGGUGAACGUUGAUCCAAAUGUCCAAUUAGUACCACUUCUCAAAGGGAAAAUGAUCUACAAUAUCAUCCUGUGUCCUUAAUGUCUGAGCAAGGAGUGAGGUUGUUACUGAGAGCCAUUCCUAUUUAGCAGUGACGGACGACUGUGGUGAAAGGGAAAUUGCUGACAUGCAGCGAGAUUACAAUGCCCCUUGCCCAUGCUGCUGAAACUCUCAGUUCUGCCCUUUUCUUAACCUGGACAUGAAUGCUCCAAUAUGGCUAGACUUGUACUUUGGAACCUUGAAGAAAGCUUGUAAUGAGCCCGCUGCUCUACACUAGCUCCCAAAUAAUCAACAUCUUCAUUCUAAAUUUCUCAGCAAUGUUUCAAAUUCCUCUGCAACUUCAUCCCUGUCUAGUUCUCCAAACCUCUGAGAUUGUUACACUGCAAGCCCAGCUUCUCAAAUUUAACCCUUCUAUUGGUGGCUUUAACAUCUUUUGUCACAACUCAGAGAAUAUCGAACAUUACAAAACCCUUUGGCCCACAAUGUUGUGCUGACAUUUUAACCUAUGCGAAAAUCAAUCUAUCUUCAGGGAUUAAAAGAGGAUCUGUCCCAGGGGAUUAGAGACAAUGGUAAAAACAGUGAGUAAGUGAGAGGCUGAGGAAGAGAUGGCUCAGACAAACGAGGAAAGGAGACUGGAGAUGGAACAGGAGUUCUGAUGAAUGCUAAAUUUGCAGUGGAAUGGGGAACCACGAGCCCCAAAAAGGGAUGGGGGAGGAGAUCCUUGGCAAUUUUAUCUUAAUUUUAAAACAUUUCAUUAACUUAGUUUUACAGUUAAAUUCUCCAAAUCCCAUGGUAUUAACUGCAGAGACAUACAGCACUAAGCAGCAUCAUUUAAUCCCACAGUUAAGUGGAAGACCAAAUAGGCCAGGAUCAGAAUCAGGUUUAAUAUCAUUUUGUUAUUUUGUGGCAGCAGUGCAUUGCAAUACACAAUUAUAAAAACUGUAAAUUACAAGAAGAUAUUUUUAGAAUAAAUUAGUGCAAAAAGGGGGAAGAUAGUGUUCUUGGAUUCAUUGUUCAUUCAAAAAUGUGAUGACAGUAGGGAAGAACCUGUUCCUGAAAUGUUGAGUGUGUGUCCUCAGGCUCCUGUACCUCCUCCUCAAUGGUAGCAACGAGAAGGGGCAUCAGAAUCAGAUCUGGUUAAAUGACUCAGAAAGUCUGAACAUUGCCGUGUCCGGUUUCCACAUACAUGGUUUCACAGGUUGGAUGCUUACUCAGUGCUCUCACAUUGACAGGAAGAGGUUGUACUGUCAAAGUGUGUGUUCAUCCUAUGUGCUGCCUGUCAAAAUAUAAAGCUUUAAAAUUCUCUUUUAUGCUUCAUUCCUUUGAUAUUCCCUCAGAACUACCUCCUUGACCAGACCAGUCACCUGUCCCAAUAUCCCAUACCGUUUGAUGGUUAGUUUUUGUGGUAACAUUCCUGUUAAGCACAUGGGACAUUUCCCCUUGUUAAUGACUGGUUAAAAUGUUGUUUAUAUGUAUGAUUAUAGAUACAUUUUGUUAUCAGUUCAAUAACCAGUUUACCAGUUGGAAAACCUGUAGUAACCUACCGAUUCUGUCACCUCAGCCAAGAACCAUGAUAUUAGCACUGAUGAAGGCCAAUGGCAGAGAAUUAAACCAGUGAGAUCCUGUUAACUCUGGUAAUUUCAUACCAAUGCUCUCACACUGACAAGAAGAGAUCACACUGUCAAAGUGUGUAUUCUGACAAAGCAUACACCCUGUGUGCUGCCAGUCAAAAUGUAAAUCUCUCUAUAAGCCGUUUAUUAAUUUUACUAUUUCCAAGACAAAGAAACAUUUAUCUUUCUGCAGGAUGUACACUGUAUACUACUGUUAAGUGUACUCGGACCCCAGUGGGUCUAGACUUAUCUCCUCACCCUCUAGUAUUAAUAAGCUAAAUAAUAAUGGAUUAAGCUUUUUGUAAAAUGUCAUUUGUACAGUGUGUGCAUUAUUGGACGAGGCCCACCUGGGUCUGGACCAGAUUACCCAACAUUCCACAUCUUCCCAGCAGUAUUUUUGACAUGUUUCAAAGUGCCUUUUUACCGUACAAUCCAAGUAAGUGUGGCUCCCAUGAUGGAGAUGCACCAGGGUAGCAUUAGUUUUUCAGCCUCAAGCAGAUGCCCUGUACUGAAGUCCUCUGACAAGGGACACAGAUGAGGGAAAACGACAAUAAAGUUUAAUUUGUUAACUUA
Molecule: messenger RNA, 7186 nt
Organism: Hypanus sabinus (Atlantic stingray)
Lineage: Eukaryota; Metazoa; Chordata; Chondrichthyes; Myliobatiformes; Dasyatidae
Product: zinc finger protein GLIS2-like
Exons: 9
Coding region: 544-2130 (528 amino acids)
Biological process (GO): smoothened signaling pathway; regulation of transcription by RNA polymerase II
Cellular component (GO): nucleus
Molecular function (GO): RNA polymerase II cis-regulatory region sequence-specific DNA binding; DNA-binding transcription factor activity, RNA polymerase II-specific
Source: RefSeq, a predicted model, not a curated record